CCCUUUGCUACCCCACCCCACCACUAUAUAAGCUAACAUUCGUUUGUAAAAUGAUAGGCACGAUCUUAUCAAUCCUCGUGACGAUAUUAAAAUUGUGUAUUGCCACCUCACCGAUAAUAUGCAUUGUCUUGAUAUUCGUGCUCAACAAAAAUAACGUCCCCGAUGAUAAGAACAAAAAACCAGACUUUUAUUUCGAGGUAGAUU
Molecule: messenger RNA, 204 nt
Organism: Plasmodium cynomolgi strain B
Lineage: Eukaryota; Apicomplexa; Aconoidasida; Haemosporida; Plasmodiidae
Exons: 1
Source: RefSeq, a predicted model, not a curated record